GGCCGGAAGCAGGUGGGAGCGGGAGCAGGCACUUCCGGGUAGCAGGACGGCUGCUGCGGCCGCGGGUGCAGGUGUUGCUGCCCGAGCUCUCCGUCCGAGGAUGUUUUACCACAUCUCCCUGGAGCACGAAAUCCUGCUGCAUCCGCGCUACUUCGGUCCCAACCUGCUCAACACGGUGAAGCAGAAGCUGUUCACGGAGGUGGAGGGGACCUGCACGGGGAAGUAUGGCUUUGUCAUUGCCGUCACCACCAUUGACAACAUUGGUGCUGGUGUGAUCCAGCCGGGCCGGGGCUUUGUCCUUUACCCGGUUAAGUACAAGGCCAUUGUCUUCCGGCCAUUUAAAGGCGAAGUCGUGGAUGCUGUGGUCACUCAGGUCAACAAGGUUGGGCUCUUCACGGAAAUCGGGCCGAUGUCUUGCUUCAUCUCUCGACAUUCCAUCCCAUCCGAGAUGGAGUUUGAUCCCAAUUCCAACCCGCCCUGCUACAAGACAAUGGACGAGGACAUCGUCAUUCAGCAGGAUGACGAGAUCCGCCUGAAGAUCGUGGGGACCCGUGUGGACAAGAACGACAUCUUUGCUAUUGGCUCCCUGAUGGAUGAUUACCUGGGGCUUGUAAGCUGAGCGUGCGGCCUCCUGCACGCUGGGUACCGGCUUGGGGAGUGUGUGGAUCCCGGUGCUGCGGUGAGCAUCCAGCCGCUGAUGCGGGAAGGGUCCUUGUGCCCAGGACUGUCACGCCUGCUGCUCCUUGCGGCUCUGCUGCAGCUCCGGAAUGUCUGUCUGUUGUAACCAUAAAAGGUCCAUGGUUCUCA
Chinchilla lanigera (long-tailed chinchilla) is the source of this 807-nucleotide messenger RNA. It is a transcript of the gene Polr2g, whose product is annotated as polymerase (RNA) II (DNA directed) polypeptide G. Bases 101 to 619 code for a protein of 172 amino acids. Gene Ontology annotation, biological process: transcription initiation at RNA polymerase II promoter; positive regulation of translational initiation; positive regulation of nuclear-transcribed mRNA poly(A) tail shortening. Lineage: Eukaryota; Metazoa; Chordata; Mammalia; Rodentia; Chinchillidae. Gene Ontology annotation, cellular component: P-body; RNA polymerase II, core complex. The transcript has 8 exons. Gene Ontology annotation, molecular function: single-stranded RNA binding; translation initiation factor binding; single-stranded DNA binding. The record is from RefSeq and is a predicted model, not a curated record.